Molecule: messenger RNA, 3171 nt
Organism: Pristis pectinata (smalltooth sawfish)
Lineage: Eukaryota; Metazoa; Chordata; Chondrichthyes; Rhinopristiformes; Pristidae
Product: cadherin-18-like
Exons: 13
Coding region: 707-3073 (788 amino acids)
Biological process (GO): cell morphogenesis; adherens junction organization; calcium-dependent cell-cell adhesion
Cellular component (GO): adherens junction; catenin complex; plasma membrane
Molecular function (GO): cadherin binding; calcium ion binding
Source: RefSeq, a predicted model, not a curated record
CUGAUACCUAUCUCACUCUGGACACUGGAGGGUUUGGAGAGCUGUACGUUUCCACUCUCUUGCUGAACGCUGUCAGCAUCCUAGAUCCCCGUAGCUGAAGACAUAAGGAGAGGGAGAGAGAAGCUCCUUGAAGAGGAAGACGCGAGAAAGACUGCACCUUGGAAAGCUUCUCUGCAACCGUUCAGCUCGGAGCAUCUUAAAGAAGCUGCGAAAGGGACCGAGAGAUCCCCUGAAGCUUAAAGGUGUUUUGAACCGGCGAAGAGCUUGAGUUAAAGCUGCACGAAGUAUUGAAACAGCUGGUUUGCAUUACUGCAUAGAUGAAAAGAACUCAUGACAGAAGUCGCAGAUGUGUGCUCUGAAGAUGUGUUCUGUUGGAAGCUGCCACACAUUUAGCAAGAUUGACAAGUUGACAUUUGUUUAUCACUGAGGAGUUUCUCUGACACCUUCUCCCGGAUUGUCAAACAUGUUAAGUCCCAGGAAGAUUUGUUAAGAUCAUCUAUGGUCCAUCAAUAUCCUGCUUGAGGGAUAUUUUUUCCAUGAUGUGAAUAAGUAUCGAGGUUUUCCCUAGUGGAUGGUCAAGCCAUGGAAAUGCUCAGAUCUGCUCAGGUUGCCUUCUGAUAUUGGAUUUAACUGCGCCAGAGUCGCACUUGGAAAAAACAUUUGACAACAGUAGAGGAAUUUCAACCAGUCUUGUCUUGGUCUCACCAUGAAAAUUCCACCCAUUCUUCCUUUGUGUCCGGUGCUGCUCUGCCUUGGGAUUUUUUGCUUCGCAUCAACUCUCCAGAACUCUAUUAAGUUGACAAGAAAUCAAAACAAUCACUUAGAGGGAGAGAAACAAGUACAUCAUCGUCCUAAGCGUGGUUGGGUCUGGAACCAAUUCUUUGUUUUAGAAGAACACAUAGGACCAGAAGCUCAGUAUGUGGGCAAGCUUCACUCAAAUGCAGAUAAAGGCGAUGGAUCAGUAAAAUACAUCCUUUCAGGGGAAGGAGCUGGCUCUAUAUUUGUUAUAGAUGACAGCACGGGGGACAUUCAUGCAACCAAAAGUCUGGAUCGUGAACAGAGGGUACAUUACAUUCUGCACGCUCAAGCUUUGGACAGGAAAACAAACAAGCCCCUUGAGCCCGAGUCCGAGUUUAUCAUCAAGGUGCAGGAUAUAAAUGAUAAUGCACCAGCUUUCUUGGAAGGCCCUUACUCCGCAUCUGUCCCUGAAAUGUCUGAAGUUGGUACUUCAGUACUUCAGAUAACAGCUACAGAUGCUGAUGAUCCUACAUAUGGGAACAGUGCAAGGGUGGUGUACAGUAUCCUGCAGGGACAACCGUACUUUUCUGUGGAUCCCAAAACAGGAAUCAUCAGAACAGCCUUACCCAAUAUGGACAGGGAAGCAAGAGAACAGUAUUCUGUCGUCAUUCAAGCCAAAGAUAUGGCCGGACAGAUAGGAGGACUGUCGGGCUCUACAACUAUUAAUAUCACGCUAACCGAUGCCAAUGACAAUCCUCCCAGGUUCCCGCAAAAACACUACCAGCUCUAUGUCCCUGAGUCAGCUACAGUGGGCACAGCUGUAGGUAAGAUUAAAGCAAUUGAUCCUGACAUUGGUGUGAAUGCAGACAUGAGCUACAGCAUCAUUGAUGGAGAUGGAUUAGGCAUUUUCUCCAUCACGACUGACAAAGACACCAGAGAAGGAGUUAUUAUUCUAAAGAAGUCACUGAACUAUGAAAAGAAGAAAGUAUACACUGUGAUGAUUGAAGGUGAAAACACUCACAUUGAUCCUCGCUUUUGGAACAUGGGCCCCUUCAAGGACACUGCCACUCUCAAAAUCAUUGUUGGAGAUGUGGACGAGCCCCCGGUGUUUUCACUCCCCUUUUAUGUGAUGGAUGUUUAUGAAAAUGCCAAACCUGGGACAAUGGUUGGGACAGUACAUGCACAAGAUCCUGACAGUGCCAAAAGCCACAUCAGAUUCUUCAUUGAACAUGACGAGGAAGCAGAGGGGUAUUUCAGCAUAGAUGCUAACAGCGGGGUUAUUAAGACCACAAAGGAACUUGAUAGGGAAGACGUACCUUGGCACAAUAUUACAAUCUUUGCAUCAGAACUUGACAACCCAUCUCAGAUUACUCAAGUUGCUGUUGCCAUUCAAGUUCUUGAUUUUAAUGAUAAUGCACCAGAGAUUGUGAAGGAUUAUGACACAAUUCUUUGUGAAAAUGCCAAACCUGGUCAGGUUAUUCAGACAGUAAGUGCUACAGACAAGGAUGACUUUGCCAAUGGACCACGAUUUCACUUCUCCCUUGUGGACACUUUCCCGCCAAACCCAAAUUUUACUCUGCGGGAUAAUGAAGACAGCACAGCUAGCAUUAUGAUACGGCGCAGAAAAUUCAGUCGGCAUCUACAGGAAGUCUACCAGCUACCAAUUGUGGUUUCAGACAGCGGGUCUCCCAUUCUGAGCAGCACCAGUACUCUAACUAUUAGGGUGUGUGCUUGUGAGAGGAGUGGCAAAGUUCGAACAUGCAGCACUGAAGCAUAUCUCUCUGCAGCUGGUUUGAGUACUGGGGCGUUGAUAGCCAUUCUGCUCUGCAUUGUCAUCCUGUUAGCUAUCAUUGUUCUGUUCAUCACUCUGAAACGGGGCAAGAAGGAGCCACUCAUUAUCUCAGAAGAAGAUAUUAGAGAGAAUGUGGUGACAUACGAUGACGAGGGAGGAGGGGAAGAGGACACAGAGGCAUUCGAUAUCACGGCACUGAGAAACCCUGCGGCAGCUGAGGAAGUGAGAUACCGGCGAGACGUCAGGCCUGAUGUACAACCCUUGCCCAGACAAAGACCCCCCUCAGCCCUAAACAGCCCUGAUAUUCAUGAGUUUAUUAAGCAAAAACUGCAGGAAGCAGACUUGGAUCUAAGUGUUCCUCCAUAUGACUCUCUCCAGACAUAUGCAUAUGAAGGCCAUGGAUCCACUGCAGGAUCGAUCAGUUCAUUGGAUUCAGUCACUGCACACUCGGAACAGGAUUAUAAUUACCUUGGAGACUGGGGACUUCAGUUCAAAAAACUGUCCGAAUUGUACGGAGUAGAGAAAUCAGAAAGAACCACUUAGUUUUCAUUACCAUAGUAAAACACUGUAUGUAAAACACAAAAAAAAUCAGAUUUUCAUUUCUUAAGCUGCAAUUGUUACACAAUUUUACUGUAGCAACA